Molecule: messenger RNA, 2637 nt
Organism: Hemiscyllium ocellatum (epaulette shark)
Lineage: Eukaryota; Metazoa; Chordata; Chondrichthyes; Orectolobiformes; Hemiscylliidae
Gene: rsph10b
Product: radial spoke head 10 homolog B
Exons: 20
Coding region: 1-2637 (878 amino acids)
Source: RefSeq, a predicted model, not a curated record
AUGGUGACGGAACAUCAGGAUGAAACCACUCCAGACAUGUCCGAGAGCUCCGAGCGCCAUGGCCAGCCGAUGGAGAUCUCGGCGGUUUACUAUGAGGAGCCUAUUCUGACCAAGUUAAUAAUAGAGAGCUAUGAGGGAGAGACAAUACGAGGUCUUUACGAAGGUGUUGGAACUGCCCAUUUCCAAGGAGGCCAUGUUUACCAAGGCAUGUUUUCUGAAGGUCUAAUGCAUGGUAGAGGCACUUAUACGUGGAAGAAUGGAACAAAAUAUGAAGGAGACUUUUCAAUGAAUACCCCUACAGGCCAUGGCACCUACACAUGGCCUGAUGGCAGCACCUAUGUUGGUGAGGUUGUAAAUGGAAUACGUCAUGGAGAAGGAAUAUUCACAAGUCCUGACCAAUUAAUUUCUUACACAGGAGACUGGCACCAAGCCAAAAGACAUGGGAAGGGCACUGUAUACUUCAAUCAAGAAGGAAGCUCAUGGUAUCAAGGUGACUGGGUAAACAAUGUCAGGGAAGGCUGGGGUACAAGGCGGUAUAAGAGUGGGAAUGUUUAUGAAGGGCAAUGGAAAUGCUUUCAACGCCAUGGGGAAGGCACCAUGAGUUGGAUUUCUACCAAUGAAGAAUACACAGGGCAGUGGCAAAAUGGUUUACAGCAUGGAUUUGGUACUCACACCUGGUUUCUGAAACGGGUUCCAGGUAGUCAAUAUCCCCAGAGGAACCAAUAUGUAGGGGAGUUUGUAAUGGGAGCCCGGCAAGGGCAGGGCAAGUUCUUCUAUGCUAAUGGAGCAGUGUACUCUGGAGAAUGGGUGGCAAAUAAGAAGCAUGGUUUGGGAACAUUCAUGUUGAAGAAUGGCCGUACUUUUGAAGGAAAGUUUUUGGAAGAUCAUAUGGUAGAGUUUCCUGAACUUUCAAUAACUGGAAUGAAGACACCGGACCUUGGUACAAUGCAAACCAAAUUGUUGCUUGAAACUGAUAAUAUCAAGGGAAGUAUUUCAAAGGGUGUCAUUAAAUCAGUUCUGGAACGCAACGUGGAACUUGAUAUUGCUUCACUUUUGGCGAUGAUUCCAAGCGAAGAUGUACAAAAUGAGCGAAUGCAGCUAGAGUACACUACUCUUCGAUAUUUAUCAGAACUGAGGAAAAUAUACAUUUUCUACAGUAGCCUGGGACAUCAGCAAACACUGGAUAAUACUUUCUUAAUGAGCAAACUCCAGUUCUGGCGCUUUCUGAAAGAUUGCAAACUUCAUCAUUAUGCCCUGAGUCUGGCUGACAUGGAUAGGAUCCUUAAUGGAAAAUUUACUACCCUGGAGGAAACUCACUCUCCAUUUGAUACAUUGUUGCUGGGGAAGUUCCUGAGCUAUAUUAUUAUCCUGGCAUACCAUAUUUACCACAAGACGCAUGAAGGCCCAGCAUCAUUACUUGCUGCAUGUUUUUCUAAGGUAGUGACCAAUAACAUUAUUCCUUAUGCCUGCAAAGUUAACGGGAAUUUGUUUAAAGAAAAUCAAUGCAUUGUAAUUGUACUUGGCUAUAUAAAUAAAUGCUGGGAGGUGUACAGAGUCCACUGCAUACAAACUCGUAGGCCGCCUAACACCUAUAUCAUGACAAUGAGACACUUCAUAUGGAUGCUCAAGGAUCUAAAUUUAUUUAGCAAGGAUUUAACAGCAACCCAGGUAGUACGGAUCUUGUCUGAGGAUAACCCAGCAGUAUCUGAUGGAACUUAUAACAACAUGAACAUCGAGAUGGUUUUCUUGGAGUUUUUGGAAGCACUUCUUAUGUGUGCAGCAGUGUAUGUGACUAAAAGAUUGCUUGAGAAUUCAGAAGCAUCUUCUAGAACCUCCAUUGAGGUGAAUGUAAUACACAUAGCAAGUGAUAUAUCUUUACAAACGACCCAAGCACCAUCAGACCAGCUUGUUACCCGAGAAUCAUCAAUAGCAGAACCAAAUGGACAAAGUGCAAAACCCAUUACAAAGAAACGCGGAGAGUCCACUCGGAAGAAAAGUAAAGCUCCUACCUCAUCAGCUGAAAGGUCUUCGAAAUCAUCUGCCCAUCAUGCAAAUCAUGGUAAAGCAGGUACAAACUCUGCAAAGAAUGCUCCAAAAGAUGAGGAACAAAGUCAAAGAAUAGCUCAAUCGACACCUUCAAUGGAGAGUAACAAAAAGCAAUCCAAAAUCCCUCUGAGUGAAAUAGAAAAGAACCCUUCUGAAAACAUUCCAGAAGAAAAAUCUCCUUCAGGAAAGACCCCUCUAGAAAACAUUCCAGAAGAACAGUCUCCAAUCAAGUCGGGUGCUGAACUGGAAUUGUGGUUGAGCCAAGUUUAUUUCUUCUUUGUGAAGAGGUUGUUUCCAGCCCAUGAUCAUGCUGAAAUUCUGAAAGUGGAGGCAAAGAGGGACAUCGUGCGACAGAAUGAGCUGGCUCGCCAGGCUAUGAUAAAGGCUGCAACAAGAGCUAGAUUGAAAGAGGAAGCCACGAAACUAGAACAAGAGGACACUGAUCUGCUUUUGAUUGUACAAAGUCCUGGAGAACAAAGUGAGGAUAAUGAUAAACCCACUUAUCCAGUGCAGAAAACACCCACAGAUGUUGCCCAUUUAGUGCCAAGUAGAAACAGUAGUGGAAACAAAAAAAAGAAAAAGUCUCUAUGA